Corythoichthys intestinalis (scribbled pipefish) is the source of this 7583-nucleotide messenger RNA. RefSeq names its product calcium/calmodulin-dependent protein kinase type II subunit beta. Gene Ontology annotation, molecular function: calcium/calmodulin-dependent protein kinase activity; ATP binding; calmodulin binding. The record is from RefSeq and is a predicted model, not a curated record. The transcript has 19 exons. The coding region runs from base 221 to 1765 and encodes 514 amino acids. Gene Ontology annotation, biological process: protein phosphorylation. NCBI's taxonomy places the organism in Eukaryota, Metazoa, Chordata, Actinopteri, Syngnathiformes, Syngnathidae.
GAGCGAAAGAGAAAGUGAGCGUGUCCCUCGAUGUUUCCCGAUUACACCUCGCCAUCCAUCACUCAACCUCGUCUCUGACACAAACGCAAGAGGAGUUUGUUUUGUAGUGGUUGCAGGGCAGACCUGUUGUUUGUAUUUUUUUCUCCCCACCGACUGACAAACAGACAGAUACACACUUUACCUGAGGCGGCCGGGGAAGCAAAGAGGAGAGUGAAAAAUCAUGGCUACGACGACGUGUACGCGAUUCACGGACGAGUAUCAGUUAUACGAGGAGCUCGGCAAGGGUGCCUUUUCAGUCGUGCGCAGAUGUGUCAAGCUGUGCACGGGACAGGAGUACGCGGCCAAAAUCAUCAACACCAAAAAGCUCUCUGCCAGAGAUCACCAAAAGCUGGAACGAGAGGCUCGCAUCUGUCGCCUGCUCAAACAUCCCAACAUUGUCCGUCUUCACGACAGCAUAUCGGAGGAGGGCUUCCACUAUUUGCUCUUUGACUUGGUGACCGGGGGUGAAUUGUUUGAGGACAUCGUGGCCCGAGAAUACUAUAGCGAGGCCGAUGCCAGCCACUGUAUCCAGCAGAUCCUAGAGGCUGUGCUUCACUGCCAUCAAAUGGGCGUUGUGCACCGAGAUCUUAAGCCGGAGAACCUGCUCCUGGCUAGCAAAUGCAAGAACGCGGCCGUGAAGCUGGCUGACUUUGGACUGGCCAUUGAGGUGCAAGGGGACCAACAGGCCUGGUUCGGCUUUGCUGGCACACCGGGGUACCUGUCCCCCGAGGUCCUGAGGAAAGAGGCAUAUGGCAAACCUGUGGACAUCUGGGCCUGCGGGGUGAUCCUGUACAUCUUGCUAGUGGGUUACCCUCCUUUCUGGGACGAGGACCAGCACAAGCUGUACCAGCAGAUCAAGGCCGGGGCCUACGAUUUCCCUUCUCCAGAGUGGGACACCGUCACCCCGGAGGCCAAAAACCUCAUCAACCAAAUGCUGACCAUAAACCCGGCCAAGAGGAUCACCGCCCAGGAGGCCCUCAAGCACCCCUGGGUCUGCCAACGGUCCACCGUGGCUUCCAUGAUGCAUAGACAGGAAACGGUGGAGUGCCUGAAAAAGUUCAACGCCAGGAGGAAACUCAAGGGGGCCAUCCUCACCACCAUGCUGGUCUCUCGGAAUUUCUCCGCAGCCAAGACUUUGCUCAACAAGAAGGCUGAUGUCAAGCCUCAGACAAACAGCAAAAACGGCGUCACGGCCAGCCACAAAGGAAACGUCCCUUCACCUGCUCUGGAGCCUCAGACCACCGUUAUCCAUAACCCUGUGGAUGCGACUAAGGAAUCAUCGGACAGCAGCAACACCACCGUGGAAGAUGAAGAUGUAAAAGCCCGCAAACAGGAAAUCAUCAAGAUCACCGAGCAGCUCAUCGAGGCCAUCAACAACGGAGACUUUGAGGCUUACGCCAAAAUUUGCGACCCGAGCUUGACUUCUUUUGAACCCGAGGCACUCGGCAACCUGGUGGAAGGGAUGGACUUCCACAGGUUCUACUUUGACAACCUGCUGGCUAAAAACAGCAAGCCCAUCCACACCACCAUCUUAAACCCUCACGUGCACCUCAUCGGCGAGGACGCCGCCUGCAUCGCGUACAUCCGCCUCACGCAGUUUGUGGACGGACAGGGUCGACCGCAGUCCAGUCAGUCCGAAGAGACCAGAGUGUGGCACCGCAGAGACGCCAAGUGGCAGAACAUACACUUCCACUGCUCCGGGGCUCCGGCGGCGCCGCUGCAGUAGUCUCAUUCGAGAACUUUGCUCUGACCCCCACCAAGGCUCCGAUGAUCCUAAACAAGUGUGACAAAAUGAUUGUUGACUUGUCUCAACUUGAUAGUUGCUCGAUGAGAAAAAAAACCUUCAUUAUGCUUAACCAACUAACCAGUAUUGUUUAUGGCAGCCCUUUUCAUUUUUGUCAUAUUCUUUUGGAAGACAAUACGUAUUAGUCCUGUUUUAGUCAUUUAAUAAUUAUGAUGGUCCCUGACAGCGCUGUCAAAUAAAGUGUCACCUAUUAACCCAAAUAAAUGAACAAAUAAGCGGUACUGGACUAUGGACCGCAGGAUUCAAGAUGAAGGGGUAAAAGUAGCGGCUUGUAGUCCGAAAAUGACGCUACUCAAAAUGUUUUCAAAAUUCAAAUAUUAUAGUCAAAAAAAUAAUAAUUUUGAAUGAUCAUUGACAGACGAGAACAUAGUGUAGCGUCCACAAGGACAAUGCCAACUUGGUGAUAAUAAUGCGCACUCGCAUUAUUUUCAAUCAAUUAUACCCAAACUGGACACCAUGGACUGGAAAUGAUGAGGACGUUCGCCAUGCUGAAGCUAAUGCUAACGUAUACGCUACGUUAACGCCAGGAGUUACGUUUAGUGUGUGAUGAUCAGUCAGCACGAACCUUUAAAGGCUAAAGCUACAUUGCAUAUUCCGUCUGGCCGGAUAACACAAAUCUUACCCUGUUUCAAAACACGCAAGCCUGGAGCGAAGCCUAGCUAGAAGGACACCGUUGAGUGUGUGUGUGUGUUGGUGGGGGGGGCGCAGUAAACAAUGCUACGAUGCUGGAUGACUAACAAUAUGCCAAUGGCAGGCAGGCAUUGUGACCACAUGGCAGAAACUAUGUUGCAUUUUCGUCUCAUCGUCUCUCCAUGUUGCAGUCACCCAAGACUCACCGUCGUCAUGAAAAAAAGGUUCGUCGAUAAAAUAUUUUCCAUAUUGUCAUUGUUGACAAAAACAAUGAAGUGAUUGGGACACGAUACAAUUGCCCUUCUUCUGUAAUUAUAGUGUGAAUUUUAGACCAGGAUCGUUUUAGAGCAGAAUUAAAAUGGCCUCUUGAAAUCAGGAUGUCACUUUCUGAUAACAGUUAUGCCUUGGUGGGGGUCAUGUGAGUCAUGGGAUAAUGUCAGACAUGGAGCCCAUCUGUGGUCAUGUGACCUUGUUUUCUCUAUUCACCUUGGCCAUGAAGAUGAGGUCCUCUUGUGACUGUGGUAAGCAUGUUUUUCCACAAAUCUAUUUUUUGCAUGUAAAUGUCCAUUUUAUUGCCGUCAACCCAAUCAGUUGUUGUGCCAAAGCCAAUAGAUUCAGCUAGAAUAGAAUAUUUUUAUUCAUGUACAUGAUGAGAUUGCGCCAUUCGAAUCACUGUUAGAGGUAAAUACUGUCAAAUGUUCUGAUGACAGAGAAGAAAAUAAAAAUAUACAAUAAGAAGGUCAAUGUGGAUGUGGCACAUGUUGCCUAAGCCUGAAAGAUCCCACAUCAUCUUUCCCUUUCGGAGCUGGAACGUAGGCACAGGUGUACAGAAAAAAACAAGCAGUAGUGUUGGAAAUAAUAGCAGUCCAAUGUGACUCACCAGAUGAAUCCAGGUUUUCAGUACAUUGUUUCAGCAAACAAGUCGGUUGCAGUAGAUUCUAUCCAUUAUUCAUGAUAGACACACUCUUAAGGCUCUGCAAUUGGGAAAUGAGUAGAAAGGGCUGCGUUCAGUGUCUGCCCUUGACUAUACAAACUUUUUUGUUUGUAGGAUUUAACAAUUCUCUGACUCACUCAACUAAUAUUUCGUUGUAUGAACAUCUUUUGAUGACAUCUGUGUGGCAUGGAGUCAAUCUAACUUGCCAAGCUAACGAUUCCUUUGCAUUUCAUAGUUUUGCUCCAGAAACAGCUUUUUUUUUUGGGGGGGGAUUCUCGAUUGGAUUUUGGUUCGGGGAUCGGGCUGGCCACUCCAUGACAUUCAUUUUGUUGGUUUGGAACUGAAGGAAUCUGACCUUUUAGCCAGACUGCCGGAAUCACGCCAGCCUAACCCGCGCUGGCGCAGCUCCAGCGACCCGGGCCGGCGGAACCCCGACACCCCGGCUAAAAGGCAAAACUCCGCGCGUUCACCUUAGUCUUAACCCCUUGUACUGACUCCAUUUUGAGAGGUUUAAAGAAGGCUCACCGAAAACAAGUUGACAAUUUAUUCAGGUCAACAGCGAUCACACAGCAAGGCAAACAGGCGACGGAGAGGCAAUUCUGGAUCCAGGGUCAGCAAAACAACGAGCGCAUCGGAAUGUCCCUGAGAAGCAACGGUCGUUAACUAAACGUUGUCUUUUGAAGGCCGCGGUGGGGUGGGCCAGGCGAAGGGCGUUGUUUUAAGAUAAUUCUUCUUUUGCUGGUUUGGGCGGUCAAGCUAUCAAACUUAGUUCUUGUUGUUCUCAGGUGUCGCUUUGGUAGGUCGGGGUGUCUUGGCCCCACCGAAGAGAUGACGACGGCGUCUUUUCCUUUGCUUCUCGGUGGAGGGCUGCUUUGUGAGGAGUGCUUCUGUGUAUUAUAACUUAUUCUAAUUCUUAAUAAUAUUCAACUAUGGUUGAAUGUCUUUUUUUAUUAAACCGAGUGUGUUGGAAUAAUGCAAACAGUUUGAGAAAAAGGUACAAUCUCCUUCAGAACCAAGACUAAGAAUGUGUGUUUGGGGCGGGGUCACAUUUAGUGAAGCUACUGCACCUACCGGUAACUUGUUUGCCAUGUAACAGUAAAAAUAUAUACUGAAAACCUGAAUUCAUCUGGUUAAUCACAUUGGACCACUAAUGUUUUCAACACUACUGUACAGUACUUGGCUGCGCAUUGUUCUUUCCUGGGUGUGUUGUUUAGACUAUAAAAGAUUCACAUUGGCUGUGUUUGGGAUCUAAUCCCUGAAUAGGAUUUUCCAUCGUGAGGAAAAUAUUCAAUUGGUCAUAUUUUGUCAUGGGCUUCUGACAGAGGCGGGCAGUAACCCGUUACAUUGACUUGGGAAAAAUGUACUUCACCACGGCAUACUUUUGAGUAGAUUUGUGACGCCACUACUUUGGGCUACACGAGUCUUAACAUUUUUCCUCUUUAUACACAGCUGGCCAAGAGUAUUGGCAUCCCUGCAAUUCAGUCAGAUAAUGCUCAAUUUCUCCCAGAAAAUGCAAUGACGAAUGCUUUGGUAGUGAUAUCUUCAUUUAUUUUGCUUGCAAUGAAAAAACACAAAAGAGAAUGGGAAAAAAUGAAAUCAUUAUCAUUUUACACAAAACUCCAAAAAUGGGCUGAACAAAAGUAUUGGCACCCUAAGCCUAAUACACGGUGGCAUAACCUUUAGACCAGCGGUCUCAAACCGACUCCACAAAGGGCCGCAGUGGGUCCUGGUUUUUGUUCCAACAGAUCCUGCACAAACAGUUCAACCAAUGAGGUUUCUACUAACAUAAGCAGCACCUGAUUGCAAUCAACUGAUUACACUUGUAAGAAACCAGAUUGGUGAAAAGGUAUUUGUCUCGUUUGGUUGGAAUGAAAUCCAGUACCCCCUGCGGCCCUUUGAGGACCGGUUUGAGACCACUGCUUUAGACAAAAGAACUGCUUCCGGUAUCCAUCAAUGAGUGUCCUACAAUGCUCUGCUGGAAUUUUAGACCAUUCUUCUUUGGCCCACUGCUCCAGGUCUCUGAGAUUUGAAGGGUGCCAUUUUCAGAACUCUCAACAGGUGUUCUAUGGGAUUCAGGUCUGGACUCAUUGCUGGCCAGUGCUUUUUCUCAAACCAUUUUCUAGUGCUUUUUGAAGUGUCAUUGUCCUGCUGGAAGACCCAUGACCUCUGAGGGAGACCCAGCUUUUCCCUACUGGGCCCUGUAUCAUGCUGCAAAAUGUUGGUAGUCUCCAGACUUCAUAAUGCCAUGCACACAGUCAAGCAGUCCAGUGCCAGAGGUAGCAAAGCAACCCCAAAACAUCAGGGAACCUCCGCCAUGUUUGACUUUGGGGACCUUGCUCUUUUCUUUGAAGGCCAUACCAUACUAUCAUCUUCCGCUUGCGCUGAGGUCAGGUCGUGGGGGGAAGCGGCUUUAACUGGGAAGCCCGAACGUCCCUCUCCCCAGCCGCUUCAACCAGCUCCUCCGGCGGGAGCCCAAGGUGUUCCCAGGCCAGCCGAGAGACACAGUCUCUACAGCGUGUCCCGGGUCGUCCCCAGGGCCUCCCGCCGGUGGGACAUGCCCGGAACACCUCUCCGGGGAGGCGUCCAGGAGUCAUCUGAACCAGAUGCCCGAGCCACCUCAGCUGGCUCCUCUCAACGCGGAGGAGUAACGGCUCGACGCCGAGUCCCUCCCGGAUGCCCGAGCUUCUCACCAUAUCUCUAAGGGAGAACCCCGAUACUCUGCGGAGAAAACUAAUUUCGGCCGCUCGUAUCCGGAAUCUUGUUCUAUCGGUCAUGACCCACAGCUCGUGACCAUAGGUGAGAGUAGGAACGUUGAUCGACUGGUAAAUCGAGAGCUCCGCCUUUCGGCUCAGCUCCUUCUUCACCACGACGGACCGACCGGUGCAGCAUCUGCAUUACUGAUCUGUCUGUCCAUCUCCCGCUCCCUCCUACCUUCACUCGUGAACAGGACCCCGAGAUACUCCUCCACUUAUACCACUAAUGCCCGGAGAUAAAGCAUUUGUAAUUGCAAUCAUUUUCUGGUAGAAAUGGAGCAUUAUCUGACAGAAUUGCAGGCAGGGGUGCCAGCACUGUAUAUUUGACUUUUUUGCUCACAGCAGCACUAUGGUACCAAUCAACAUAAGAAUGCAGUCACGUGACCAAACUCACAGUCGGAAGCCCUACGAUCACGCCAGCCUGUUCAAUCACGCGGCAUCCUAAAAAAUACACUAUUUGACAUAAUACACUGCCGUUAACAUGACUCGAAAGCAUGGAUUUAACGCACACAUCUUUCAUUUUAGUCAUCUUAAAUAGAUAAUGUUCUGUACUUUUUUGGCUUCAUAUGGUCAUGUCAUUGGUUAUUGUACAGCUUAACAGUUCAUAUACUGUAGAUGAUGUUGUGUUGAGAAAAAAAAAUCUGACAUUGUAAGCAGUUACUCCUUUUCACCGCAUACUUGUACUUGAGUUCGAUUUUUUGGAUGACUACCUUGAGUUAUAUUAUUUUGAAGUAACACUACUCUAGAGUAAAAGUUUUGGCUUUUCUACCCACAUCCACGCUGUACUAUCAGUACCAGCUGCUUACUUAGAAUUUUUAAAUAUGUAGCUAUUUUUGUCUCCAGAUGUAUAUAUAAAAUAAUCAAUUUAUACCAAGACUAGACAAUCACCACCAGUAAAGCACAAAAUCAUGAAAGGCUUCCCAUCCUUCUCACCUCAUGGAGGAUUGCCACCUUGAGGAUUUUCUUUUUCUCCGGUGUCCUUUGAUGGCUUGUUUUUGUUGUAUUCUGCUACUUUUCUGCUCUUGCUUGGAUGGCUCGUGCUUUUGGGUGUUGUCAAUAAAAAAUUAAAAAACCUGCAGUUUUUAAAGGCCAAUUCAUUUGCAGUAUUCAACUGCAGAGUGCCAGGUACAGUAGUAUGUAUCAUGUACGAUGAUGUGCAGUUAUUUUCAUUUUUAACACGGAACAUGUCUUCUUUUUUUUGGGUUAAUAAAUGAAAACUGUGGUUAUCUUGGUAACUAUUUUGGUAUUUUCAUUCAUUCAUCUUUAACACUUAGGGUGAAAAAAAACAAACAAAUCACAAUGACUAUUAUGUCAAAAAUAUCCCAAAACCUUGAAGGAAAUGCGGUGGCGAAUGAAUAAAGUGAAUCAUUCACAAUAACUUAAGAGUGAUGAAAAUGAAAGCAAAACCUAAAAAGCGUCACAC